UUUCCUAUCUUCCUGAAAGUUUCUCUGCCACCGCAUGACCACUCGGCUUUAAAAAAAAUAGGGGUGACCUCCUGUUGCAUGUAAAGUUGAAGAGAACAGUCAAAGCUAUCAUACAAAGAUGUCUGCUGAACCCAUUCGUGUCCUGGUGACUGGUGCCGCCGGGCAGAUCGCCUACUCCUUACUGUUCGGCAUUGCCAAGGGAGAUGUGUUCGGCAAAGAUCAGCCCAUCUGCCUGGUUCUGCUGGACAUCACACCCAUGCUACCGGUCCUGGAUGGAGUAGUGAUGGAGCUGCAGGACUGUGCUCUCCCGCUGCUGAAAGAGGUGAUUCCCACAGACAAGGAGGAGGUGGCCUUCAAGGACCUGGACGCUGCCAUCCUGGUGGGCUCCAUGCCCAGGAGAGAAGGCAUGGAGAGGAAGGACCUGCUCAAGGCUAAUGUGGCCAUCUUUAAGAGCCAGGGUGCCGCGCUGGAGAAGUAUGCCAAGAAGACAGUCAAGGUUCUGGUUGUAGGUAACCCGGCCAACACCAACUGCCUGAUCGCAGCCAAGUCAGCCCCUUCCAUCCCCAAGGAGAACUUCUCCUGCCUCACCCGCCUGGAUCACAACCGGGCCCGCUCCCAGGUUGCGAUGCGCUGUGGCGUGCCAGCGACCAGUGUGAAGAACGUGAUUAUCUGGGGCAACCACUCGUCCACCCAGUACCCCGAUGUCCAUCACUGCAAGGUCAACAAGGAGGGCAAAGACUUGGCCUGCUUCGAUGCCGUCAAGGAUGACGACUGGCUCAAAGGAGCCUUCAUCUCUACAGUACAGCAGAGAGGUGCUGCGGUCAUCGCGGCCAGGAAGCUGUCAAGUGCCAUGUCUGCAGCCAAAGCCAUCUGUGACCACAUGAGAGACAUCUGGUCAGGCACCCCUGAGGGCGAGUUUGUUUCCAUGGGCGUGUAUUCCACCAGUAACUCCUAUUCAGUCCCUGAAGACCUCAUCUACUCAUUCCCUGUUCAGAUCAAGGACAAGCAGUGGAAGAUUGUGGAAGGGCUGGCCAUCAACGACUUCUCCCGAUGCAAGAUGGACGCCACGGCAACCGAACUGGUGGAGGAAAGAGACACCGCUGUCGCCUUCCUCAGUGCUUGACUACACUCCUUGCCGUGGAAACCAACCCGGCAACAGCACUUGGACACACCACCCAGACCUCCAGAUUCGCGCCUGUGAUGUUUUGUUCAUGUGCUACUCUGAUAUGAGGGAACCCUGGGGAGGGGCAUACCUGUGAACAUCAGGAAAAGCAUCAGCCAAUUAAAAUGCUUUACAUUCUGUCAGGUGACAGCUGGUCUCAUCAGAUAACCUGGCACACACACCUUAUGCUAACAUCAGCAGAUGGCAGUGAUUAUUUCUAGCAACAAAUUCCUCAUCAACUUCUUGAUGAGCUGAAAUGUUUUCCCCACAAACCAACGUCCCACGUUAUCUGAUGAAUUGCGUCCUAUCACCUGACACAGGCAUUUUUAAUUGGCUGGUGCCAAUGUUCGUGAGUGUGCCCCCUUAAAUCACAAUUGGAAGUUCUGUAUAAACAGUUUAACUGUAUAUGGUUUAAAACAGAAGUUUAUUUUUAGACCUGAGUCUCUGGGUUGUUGAUUCUGAUAGCACAUGAACGAGACAGGACACACCCACAACAGCAGCUCUGUCUGUGCGUGUCUUUCUCCGCGGUGUGUCAUUUUACCACCGAACCUAAAACAAGCUGUUACACACACCUGAACAGGUCAGCCCUGUUCGGAUGGUUUCCAUGUCAACCGUGGAUUGGAGGAAUGUUACGGGUAGUUGACUAUGCACUUGUAGUUGCUACACAGUCAUUGUAAACCAGUUACAAUGGUUUUAUUUAAACCAGCAGUGUGCACUCCUUACUGUUUCUAGAUACAACUUCAUAUUCUUUGUUGUAAAAUAACACGGUUGAAUAAUCAUCAGUAACUUCGUGAAAUGAAAAUGUACAAUUUGGAUGUAACCCACCAUCUGUAAUGCUAUUACUGGAAAAGCUCGUGGUCGUUAGUUGAUGACAUAAUCCCACCGCUUAGGGGCAGCACAUUCUCCUGUAAAGGAUCAGAAAACGUGUAUGAGAUCUCCAAUUAAUGUUUCUAACCUCAGGACGAUAUCUGUCAGACCUGGAUUCACACUCCAGAUGAAGCAAUAAAACAUGAUGUGUCUUUAACUCA
Esox lucius (northern pike) is the source of this 2190-nucleotide messenger RNA. RefSeq names its product malate dehydrogenase 1Ab, NAD (soluble) (gene mdh1ab). Gene Ontology annotation, molecular function: L-malate dehydrogenase (NAD+) activity. Gene Ontology annotation, cellular component: mitochondrion; cytosol. The record is from RefSeq and is a predicted model, not a curated record. Gene Ontology annotation, biological process: malate metabolic process; oxaloacetate metabolic process; tricarboxylic acid cycle. The transcript is spliced from 10 exons. Bases 119 to 1123 code for a protein of 334 amino acids. Lineage: Eukaryota; Metazoa; Chordata; Actinopteri; Esociformes; Esocidae.